CUCUCUCGAAAAGGACGAGCAAGCUAAUACGAAGAUAUCUCUUGUGCCGAAGCCAAACCAAAACAAUUGAUAUUUCCUUUUUAGCAACUUUGUGAAGGAAAGGAAAGAGAGCGAGAUGGCGGGGAACCAAAUAUAGAAUCCGAUUAAAAAGGUUCCAAUUUUUAAGACCAUGAAAUUCCAUGCCGAUUUCCAUGUUUGAAUGUUUUGCCAUUGCCUUCUUUUCUCUGUCUUUAAGCUUCUAUCGUACCCCGCUUAAUCUCUCUCCAUAGCUAAUAACAAAUGCAUGGGUUUCGUUUCAAAGUUUAAGUUCUCCUUCCAAAGGUUUGAUGAGCUUGUAGUUAUUUAUCAUCCAAGCCAAGCUGGUCCAAAGGAAGAAACUUGUGACCUAUGGGAAAGAACUUGGAGCACCAUUCCUCAAGUGUUUCUAUUGAGAACAAUCAUCCAGGAUGCAUGUGGAGCAUACUUCAUGUACUCAAGUACCAUCAUUGGCGAUAUAUUAAGAAAAAGCUUCACCACAAGAGUGGUGGUAACAGGAAACAUGCCAAGUGUACGGGAUGGAAAUCCAGGAAAUAUUUUAACUGAUUCUAAGGUUGGUGGAACCCCUCAGAGCAACAACACUGGAAAUCACCAUUCAACAGUUAAUGAUAAGAAGACACAAUUCACUUCAGCCACCAAAGCUUCUGUCAAAUCUCAAAUAAAAUCUAGAAUUUCUGAUGAGCUUUCCAAAAGGAAGGGCCGACAUUGCCGAAGCUCAACUUACCCUAUAAGAUCACCCUUGAUGCAAACUGAUUCCUUUCGCCAUACAGAACUGUCAGAUGAGGAUCUCGUUUCUGAUAUAAGAUUAAGUGAUGGGUGUCCCACAAUUGCUGAAGAACCAACCUCUUCCACCACCAAAUUACGGGAUCCAUCGGUACCAACAUCCUUGGAGGAGUACAAUCGUGAAGAUUGUGGCCCCAUGCUCACUAGUAAUCACCUGGGACAUAACCAGGUUGAUAUGACUGAAAAGGAACUAAUUGAGAAUCACUCUCUUCUUCAGGAAAAUUCAAAUGAUAAAAGGCAGAAAUCAGUACAUGUAAAGGGUCUCAGCACGGAUGCUUCAGCCCAACAAUCAAAAGAGAUUUUGGAUGCACUAGAUAUGAUCAACAUAGAUAAGGAUAUUUUUAAAAUCUUUUUACCAGAUUCGACCAAUCCUUUGGCUCAUUACAUGCACCAUCACUAUACAUUCACCACUAAAAUGGGAUAUUCUGUCUCAUUCCCUUUACCGGGUUCAUCAUAUGGAAUAGGUUCUGGAGCAAGAAAAGGCAAGCAGAAGCAGGAGGGCCUGGAGAAGUUGCAAACAGGUAGCCAUACACAAAAGUCUGUUGAGCCCAAGUAUAGAGAAUAUAUACGUUCAAAGUCAAUGCCAUCAAUAGCUGCUGCAAAUUCCUCUUUGGGUUCAUCCCACCGAAUUAAGAAUCAUGCCCAGAAUCAAGUGGUUGUUAAGCAUUUCAAGAAUCUCAAGCAAAAAAUAAGGCAUGCUAUUAAAGAGAGCAAAAAUGAGAAACAUAGAAUAACCAUGGAUGCAAUCCUUCACAAGAUUCCUCAUGGCCACAGGUUUUCCAAGAACUUGGAAAGGAUUGGUGUUGAUAAUAUGAUGGAUCAUUUCAUGAGUAGAGAUGGUAAAGACAGUCCCAAAAGUAGCUAUGAUUAUGAUCACUCUCUUCCUUCUACCAGCAAUAGUGAAUUAUACCGCAUCAGCAGAACAGUAUCAUUCAGCGAAUCACUGGACAGAUAUUGCCAGUUGUAUGAUUCUAGCUUUAACAAAGAAGCAAAACAACAUUUCCCUGAGACAUUAAAGAUGAAAGCAGAAGAUGGGGUUUCAUUUCAAAUGGGCGCCGCAAAAUCCAUGAGAAGGAUUUUUUCCUUGCCAGACCUCAAAUCUUUUCCCUAUUGCUGUGAGGAUUCUUCUGGUUCCUUCCCAGUAAGUCAAGUUAGAACCAUGACGGAUGACACUUUGAGCACAAGAGGUAAUUUCUGUGAACAAAACAGUCUCAGUCAUCCCACAGCUUCCGAGCAAUUCUUGGGAGUAGACACUAAAAAUCAUUUAAGAGGGAAUAAUGUGGAGAGUGAAUCAGAUUCAGUUAUUGGUGAUGAAUUGGGUACGAUAUUGGUUUCAAAUGUUGAGACACGUGCCAGCUGCACUUUAGUUAGUGAUGACUUGAGCAACUUGAUGACAGUGGAUAAGCAGGAUAUUCUUUCCCCAACUGAAACUAUUACUGAAGUGGUAGAACUGACUACUCUGCCUGUGCCUGACUCUAAACUUCAGGAUGAGACAACCAGGCAUGCAAACAUUUUUGUUGCAGAAGAUCUUAAUUAUUCGAAGAACAAUCUAGCAGAAUGCAGCAUGGAUACACUAACAAUGACAGUGACCGAGGUUGGAAUUGAGAAAAUAGAUUUUUUAAGCAACAUCUUGAAUAAUGAUAGUCAUCCAUUCCAAGUUGAUGCCAAAGACAAAGCCGAAUUUGAUUAUGUCAAGGAUGUACUGACGUUGUCUGGUUUCACUGGGAAUGAGUUGCUUGGAACAUGGAAUUCUGAUGACCAACCAGUACAUCAUUCCAUUUUUGAAGAAGCAGAAGGUUGUAUGCUCCUAGAUCCUGAGUGCUGUGGAAAUGAAGGUGGCAACUGUCAUCACCUGCUAUUGUUUGAUCUAAUCAAUGAGGUACUAAUGGAGAUUUAUGCAAACUCGUACACUUAUUAUCCAGUGCCCGUGUCUUCUCUUUCGCAUGUCCGUCCAAUGCCUGUAGGACGCCACGUCCUAGAGGAGGUCUGGACAAAUAUAAGCUGGUAUUUAAGCUCAACUACUGAGGGUGACCACUCAUUAGAUCAUGCUUUAAGUAGAGAUUUAGCGAAGCGUGAUGGUUGGAUGAAUCUGCAAUAUGAUACAGAAUGUGCGGGGCUUGAAUUGGAGGACUUGAUUUUUGAAGAUCUUUUGGAGGAAAUUCUUUGCGCUUGAUUUUAUGGCUGAAUCAUUUUGGUUCUUGCAGCGCUGUACGCCUUUUAUCAUUGCAUAUACAGGAAAUUUUUAUCAAAUAUUCCUGUGAACAUCACGAGUAAAAAACAUGGAUAGGAAAAAAUAGGGAUAAUAAUAAUAUAAGAGUUUAGGUUAUACUAUUUCA
Populus nigra (black poplar) is the source of this 3155-nucleotide messenger RNA. RefSeq lists its product as uncharacterized. The coding region runs from base 284 to 2992 and encodes 902 amino acids. Lineage: Eukaryota; Viridiplantae; Streptophyta; Magnoliopsida; Malpighiales; Salicaceae. The transcript is spliced from 6 exons. The record is from RefSeq and is a predicted model, not a curated record.